AUGUUCGAUAAUAUAUUGUUAAACCCAAUUACACCCUUAGGGAAUAUGAGUGAGCUCACCAGUUGGGAAAAUCGACCUUUCCACACAAUAUGGCCAGAGAAGAAACAACUUUCGGAUAAAGAUUCCUUGGUUACCAAGAUAGUCCGAAAGAAAAACAAACGCAUGCGCACAGCCUACACGACUGAUCAAUUACUUGUAUUAGAAGAUGCAUACAAGCGAAAAAAAUAUAUAGAUGCUGAAGGGCGCCACGAACUCGCAAAACGGCUGAAUAAAAAAAUUGUGUUACAAAAAAGUUUGCCAGAGGAAAUUCAGUACCCAGAAAGCUACAUAUUUCCACAGGAAAUUCAAAAUAACUUUGAAGGUUUAAAACAACAAUAUUGUAACAACGCAUAUAAUAGUUAUGCAUCAGGAUUCUAUUUUCAAAAUGAUGCAAAUAUUUAUCCAACUCAAUACUAUCCAACAAAUUCAACACAUUAUUACCAACCUUCAGAUCUUUAUAAUUAUGGCAAUUGUAUUGAAAAUGGUUAUGAAUGGCCGACAAGUACAUUUAACAUUAACGAAUUUCAACUAUAA
Pieris macdunnoughi is the source of this 573-nucleotide messenger RNA. The record is from the annotation of a GenBank genome assembly. Lineage: Eukaryota; Metazoa; Arthropoda; Insecta; Lepidoptera; Pieridae.